Messenger RNA from Hyaloscypha bicolor E, 2039 nucleotides. Its product is annotated as cytochrome P450. The transcript is spliced from 3 exons. Gene Ontology annotation, molecular function: monooxygenase activity; heme binding; oxidoreductase activity, acting on paired donors, with incorporation or reduction of molecular oxygen. The record is from RefSeq and is a predicted model, not a curated record. NCBI's taxonomy places the organism in Eukaryota, Fungi, Ascomycota, Leotiomycetes, Helotiales, Hyaloscyphaceae. Bases 136 to 1767 code for a protein of 543 amino acids.
CGUUUUCUUAUUUCGUCUUUCGCAGUGUGGAGUGAGUUCCAGGUCAUUUUCAGGUCAGAUUCCUCAUUCAGGUCUAAGAGGCUUAGGUGGUGAAUACCUUCAAUCGUGGCCAGCUUGGCAGCCUGAUCCAGCAUCAUGGACCCAACCUUCCCCAUUGCCUAUUGGCAGGUUGCUCUUACGCUUGUCGCCGCACUUUUGAGCUAUAUAAUUGUCAAAGGGUUGCACUCGAGGCAGCUAUUCUACAAGCUGCGAAGGCAGGGCCUGCCCAUGCCAUCUUGGAACAUUGUCACUGGCAAUUUGCUCGCGUUCUUGCCCCUCUUGAAGCAUUUUCCAAGCAAUGCCCAUCAAAAUUACCUGAUCACCGAGUUGUCGAAAAAAUUCAAAAAGUGGGAUUCGUGUUUCUACCUGGACCUUUGGCCAUUCAGUAUCCCAUUCUUGGUAAUUUCUUCCCCCUCAUUAGCCAUUCAAGCAACCCAAGAACUCGAUCUUCCAAAACCGUUUGAUCUGGACAGAUUCUUCCGCCCGUUCGCUGGUGGGACUGACACUCUGUUCACACUCAAUGGUACAGAGUGGAAACGAUCACACGCGAUAUUUAAUCCUGGAUUUAGUGCAAGCUUCAUCUUAAGUCAAACGCAUAACAUCGUCAGAGAAACCGCAGACUUGGUUGAGAUUUUCAAAGAUCACGCUACCAAGGGAGACAUCUUCCUACUGGACGAUCUGCUUGGCUACUUCAUGAUGGAUAUCAUAGGCGCUGUUAUCCUAGGCUCCAGGCUGCAUUCUAAAAAACAAUUCAAUCAGUUGGGCCAUGCGAUGAGGAGCCAGGUUCGAUGGCAAAUCGCGGAUGGUGAACUGAAUCUCUUCAAAAGAUGGAAUCCAGCUCGGCCUCUAGUUCAAUGGUACAACAGUCGCCAGAUGGACAGUUAUGUAUCAAAGGAACUGGAAAAAAGAUUUGCAGAACGCCAGAAGAGCAGCGAUUCCCCUCCUCGUUCAGUCAUGGAUCUCGUUCUCGACAAUUACAUGAAAGAAAAUCCCUCAGCGAAAACAUCAAGUCGGAUGGAUCCAUCCUUCGAGAAAUGGGCAUCGGUUCACAUUCGCACCUUUCUCUUUUCAGGCCAUGAUUCAACCGCAUCCACAAUAGAAUACUGCUAUCAUCUCCUCUCAAAGCACCCAGAGGCUAUGACCCGAAUCCAAGCUGAACUUGACGAAGUCUUCGGGGCCGACCCAUCAACAGUUGGACCUCAAUUACUCGACCAGCCUCAGAAGAUCAACAUGUUGCCCUACACCACCGCAGUUAUCAAGGAAACGAUGCGUCUGUUCCCAGCUGCUUCUGGCGUCCGAAAAGGUCUUCCCGGCUCGAUUCUCCAAGAUUCAAACGGCAAUCGCUUCCCUACGGAAGGAGUAACUAUUCUAAUAAUGCACAGCGCCAUCCACAUCAACCCAGACUACUGGAAAGAGCCUAAGUCUUUCAUCCCUGAGCGGUGGCUAGUCGGCCCAGAGCAUCCAUUCUACCCGGCCAAAGGAGCUUGGAGACCAUUCGAGUUCGGAGCUCGCAACUGCAUUGGCCAAACGUUGGUGAUGCAAGAUGCGAAGACAGUGUUGGCGAUGACUGUGAGGGAGUUUGAUGUUUGUGGAGCUUAUGAUGAGUGGGAUGAGUUGCACCCGAGGAAGGGGUUGAAGACUGCUUGGGGUGAGAGAGCGUAUCAUGUUUUCAGAGCUGCUGCUCAUCCGGCUGAUGGAUUUCCGUGUCGUGUAACAAAACGAAAGUAGAUCACGAAGGUCUUGUAUGUUGUUAUGCGAGUGUAAGCCAAGAAGUCACCCUCGUCUUCACUGUUCAACAUCAACCUCCUGGUACAACCAUCGCCACAACCAAAAGUGACGCAUUGAGGGCUUGAAACCAAUGCAGUAGGUGAAAUAGCAUGUCAGUUGCGCUCUGUUCCGCUAUUGGAGACUGCGGUGACGCUGUGCUCUAAGUCUCACUUCAUGGGGAUUUCUGCUCAUGCUUCUACCUCCCUCAAUGUACCCCUCAAGUCCGACGGAAG